GUUACGAUUCUGUGAAAUUUACUCCGGCACUUACGCAUUGUAACCUUAUUUAGAAAAUGACAUCUGUCAUCUUGACAUCCGUCGGCCCAGACUUGCCUCACUGAGCAACGCGAUUCUAACCUAACACCUUAGAGCAAAUCGAGCUGACCUAACCUGAAAAUUCUUGAUAUUUGAAGAAAAAAAAAGAAAGAAACGCGUCGCGCCGGAAGGCCGAUGAUCAAUCAAAAUAAUAAAAUAGAUUCUUAUGACAAUGCCAAUCCUUAGUUUUAUAGGUUGAACCAUUUUAUUGACCAUUAGCAGAGUGAUUAUAACUUGAAGCAAACCGGGCUAACCUAACUUAGAAAUUGUUAAUAUUUGAAACAAAACAAACACGCUGCACGAGAAGACCAAUGAUCAAUCAUAAUUAUUAGAUACACAUUUAUGACAAUGCCAAUGCUCGGUUUCGUCACUUUAACCCUUUUAUUGACCAACUGUCUCUGUAAUGUAGCGUCUUCACAGUUCGUCGAAAUGGCAUCUGACGAGGAGGACCAAGAAAAUAUAUUUAACCAGAUGUCCAAAUCCAACGAUAAAUUUACCACUAGAUUUUAUUCGAUGGUUGCACCCAAAGUUGGAGGCAAUACUGUCUGUUCUCCGCUAAGCGCUCACAUGAUUCUAUCUAUAUUGACGUACGGAGCACGAGGGAAAACUGCGGAGGAAUUGAGAAGCGCUCUUUACCUACUCAGCGACGACUCUCUGACCCAGAAUGGAUUCAAGUCCCUUCUACAGUCGUUGAAUAAUGCUACAGGGCUUGAAAUCAGUUUGGCAAACGCAAUUUAUAUUCAGGAGGGUAUAACUCUGAUGCCUGAAUUUUUGUCUAUGAAUUCGAAAUACUUUGAUUCAGAUACACCGAGGGUUGACUUCAAGAACAGUGUGGAGUCCACUCGACAGAUAAAUUCUUGGGUUGAAAAUCAAACCAACAACAGAAUCAAGAACUUAUUAUCCGCUGAUGCAGUGAAUGAAUGGACUAAAAUAAUAAUGAUAAACGCUGUGUACUUCAAAGGGAACUGGGCGAACAAAUUUAACACCGAAUACACAGAGAAUAGACCAUUUUAUAUAACAAAAGAUACUAAAAGACACAUUCCUACUAUGUAUACAAAGUCUGAGUAUGCUUACGCAGAGUUAGAAGAAUUGAAUGCCAGAGCAAUUCGACUUCCAUACUCAAACGAUGACUUCAGUAUGCUCAUUAUACUGCCGAACGAAAUUGAAGGGCUGCGGAAUUUAGAACAAAAUUUCAAUCGAGGAAGUAUUGAAAGUACUUAUUGGAGAUCGGGCAAAGUAGAGUUGUUCUUACCCAAGUUCAAAGUUGAAUCCACAAUAAAUCUUGAAGAAAUUUUACAAGAGAUGGGGAUAAAGCAAGUAUUUACCGAUUUUGCAGACUUGAGUGGGAUUUCACAAGCCCCAUUAAAGGUUGGGCACGUCCUUCAGAAAGCAUUUAUUGAGGUCAACGAGGAGGGAUCUGAAGCUGCCGCAGCUACCUUGGUUCAAAUAAGAUGCAGAAGAAUGGCUAGUCCGCCGGAAGUCUUCGAUGUCAACAGACCAUUCAUGUUCGCUAUUCAACAUAAGCCGAGUAAAAUUCCGAUAUUCGUUGGCAGUAUUAGAGAUUUACAGAUGCUUCCAACAAAAGACGAAUUGUAACAAGAUUCACUGUUUCUCAAGGGGACAACACGCUGAUUGCAAUGUUGGUCUUACUGUUAAACAAUGCUGGCCUUCAAGUAUAUUUACUGUCUAAUUACAAAUUCUAUCGCCUUCUGUGGUAUUUUACGUAUAUGUAUUCACUGUACAUAUUGUUACGUUUGAAUUUAACAAUUUAUAUCUCAAAUUUCAGAAAAAACAACGAAACUCUAUUGAUCUAUAAUCAGUAUUUACGUAUAAAAAUCUAACAUUGUAUUUAUGCAAUUUGAUGAAUUGCGUUGCUGUAAUUGAAAUUGAAACUUGCACGACAGUCAUAAUUAUCAUGAAACAUUCAUAACUCCUACAAUUGUUCGUCAGCUUUUUUCUUUAUAUUUGUAUUGUUAUGUCACGUAAUCAUUUUCACUAUAAAAUUAAAAUCCAUAUGAGUAAUUUAAUAAUAAAUUAGAUCAUAUAGAUGGAUUGACAAACAUUUCUGUAUCAAGACAAUACAUUCCAUAUCUCUGCUCUAUGUAUUGAUAUUAUUAACAUUACUAAUAUUGAUGUUAUUAUUAUUAUUAUUAUUAUUAUUAUUAUUAUCAUUAACUCGAAAAAGUAUUCAAAUAUAUUUAUUGAUCAUGUGUAUGUGUCAGAAAAAGAAGCUGUUUGAAAUAAAAGACACUCGAUGUUUUAACGGCGUGUUGUGUGAUCCCAGAAUGUAGAACGAUAAAAUUUGAACAAGUAAUUA
Molecule: messenger RNA, 2395 nt
Organism: Neodiprion virginianus
Lineage: Eukaryota; Metazoa; Arthropoda; Insecta; Hymenoptera; Diprionidae
Product: alaserpin-like
Exons: 7
Coding region: 421-1674 (417 amino acids)
Molecular function (GO): serine-type endopeptidase inhibitor activity
Source: RefSeq, a predicted model, not a curated record